This is a messenger RNA of Polypterus senegalus (gray bichir), 547 nucleotides long. RefSeq names its product ribosomal protein L27a (gene rpl27a). The coding region runs from base 56 to 502 and encodes 148 amino acids. Gene Ontology annotation, molecular function: structural constituent of ribosome. The record is from RefSeq and is a predicted model, not a curated record. Gene Ontology annotation, cellular component: cytosolic large ribosomal subunit; ribosome. The transcript is spliced from 5 exons. Lineage: Eukaryota; Metazoa; Chordata; Cladistia; Polypteriformes; Polypteridae. Gene Ontology annotation, biological process: translation.
CGAUUAAAAGUCGCGAGACUUCCCUUUCGCUUCCUCUUUGCGUCACCCUCAAAAAAUGCCAUCCAAAACACGCAAAACCAGGAAGCUAAGAGGGCACGUCAGCCACGGCCAUGGCCGUGUUGGCAAGCACAGGAAGCACCCUGGAGGUCGUGGUAAUGCUGGUGGUAUGCAUCACCACAGAAUUAACUUUGACAAAUACCACCCCGGUUACUUUGGUAAAGUGGGUAUGAGACACUACCACCUGAAGAGGAAUAUGUACUUUUGCCCAACAAUUAACUUAGACAAGCUUUGGACACUUGUCAGUGAGCAGACUAGGCUGAACUAUGGCAAGAAGCUAGACGGCCCUGCUCCCAUCAUUGAUGUAGUGCGUGCUGGUUAUUUCAAGGUGUUGGGCAAAGGCAAGUUACCAAAACAGCCAGUUAUUGUGAAAGCGAAAUUCUUCAGCAGAAGAGCCGAAGAAAAAAUCAAGGGAGCUGGUGGAGCCUGUGUGUUAAUGGCUUAAAGUUCUAAUUCCUCUGCGUUCAGUAAAAUUUCUUUUUAAAAGAAA